UAGUAGUUCACUCUAGGUUGGUCACUGGUGUGAGAGUGAGUGAUAGAGUCUUCUUCUCUGCUUGGUGAUGAGGACAUAAAGAGCAGCUUCUUCCUCUCCCUCUUGUUAGGAAUCUGUAAAAAUCGAUUUGAUUCAAUGCUUCGCUUCGCUGUUCUCAGCUUGGUGGCAGGUGUUGCACUUGUUGUACCAGUAGCCAAGUGCAGCACACGUGUCCCAGCUGCCCAAAGAAAUGGGGCAACUAGAGAAUACUUAAGAGGGGAGCCCAAUGAUGGUCACCCGGGUAACCUGAGUGAUGUCCGAUUCUUAUUGUGGACCAGGUCUAAUCCUGGUGAUGAAGAAUACUACCAACUCCUGCCGGGAAAUCUAACAAACUUGAACGAAUCGCCACUGGACCCUUCUCUCCCUCUGCAUAUGAUGUACCACGGAUACAAGGGCAACGGAGAACAACCCUGGAUUAGGAUGGCUAAAACACGCUUAUUGGAAUUGUACAACUGCAACGUCAUCUCGGUUGAUUGGCAGACUUUGGUGCUCUACCCUUGGUACAAUUUGGCAUAUGCAAAUACAUUCAAGAUUGCCAACUACACAGCUGACUUAAUUGACUGGAUAAAUGCAGAAAGGGGUCUCCAGCCAUCUCAGAUACACAUAGUCGGUCAUUCUCUCGGUUCCCACGCUGCUGGUUUGACAGGCAAAUGCGUCGGGUCUGGUCAGGUUGCCAGGGUCACGGGUUUAGAUCCUGCAGCGCCCUGGUUCUAUGACAAUGACUCAGAACAUCGCAUCGACAAGUCAGAUGCUAAGUUUGUGGAUAUCAUACAUACCAACAGUGGGUCGGUCCUUGAGGGCUGUAUUGCACUAAUCAAGCCCUUAGGACACGUUGACUUUUUCCCCAAUGGAGGACACCACCAGCCGGGAUGCGAAGUCGUCAAUGGCUCUAUCAUAGAUGACUGGAUGGAUCUCUUUGAGGGAUGCAGCCACAGCAGGGCGACAGAGCUUUGGAUAGAAAGUAUCUCUGCCACCGACCCUGACAAGGUUUUCAAGUCAUGGCCAUGCUCUGAUUACGAGUCCUAUAUGAAUGGUCUAUGCCAGACUUGCGGGGAAGGUUGUCUUGAAAUGGGAUUCCACACAGCCCAAAGUUUAUCGGGAGAAUACUUCUUAAGAACCAACACCAAAUAUCCAUUUGCGCGAGGUGACAAACAGUCCAGCUAAAAUGAAGACUACUACUUCUCAACUUAAUCCAUUUUUGCAGUCCGUUUUUAAAAGGAGCCUUUUCCAGCUGAAACGACAAGACAGUUCACAAUCCUGGAGUGGUUGGAAAAGUAAAAUUAUAUCUUUAUGAAUAAAUUAAAAUCAUUACCA
Molecule: messenger RNA, 1353 nt
Organism: Macrobrachium nipponense
Lineage: Eukaryota; Metazoa; Arthropoda; Malacostraca; Decapoda; Palaemonidae
Product: pancreatic lipase-related protein 2-like
Exons: 9
Coding region: 136-1203 (355 amino acids)
Biological process (GO): lipid catabolic process
Molecular function (GO): lipase activity
Source: RefSeq, a predicted model, not a curated record